Gongylonema pulchrum is the source of this 507-nucleotide messenger RNA. The record is from the annotation of a GenBank genome assembly. Lineage: Eukaryota; Metazoa; Nematoda; Chromadorea; Rhabditida; Gongylonematidae.
AUGGACGAUAAUGUUACGCGGCGUUAUGCAUCAAAGGCAGAGAAUCCAAUUGAUUACAUUCAGUACGAUCAAGGCGAAGAUCGGUGGUUGUGUACAUUACUCCUUCAGCGUGGUUAUCGAGUCGAGUACUGUGCAGCAUCUGAUGCGCUUACGUACGCACCGGAAGGCUUUAAUGAAUUCUUUAAUCAGCGACGACGCUGGAUUCCAUCAACAUUGGCUAAUAUCAUUGAUCUUCUACAGGAUUACAAGAAUGUCAUUAAUGUUAACGAAUCGAUAUCUAUUUGGUAUAUCGUGUAUCAGUGCAUAAUGCUAGUAUCAUCAGUAGUGGGCCCAGGAACAAUUUUUCUAAUGGUUGUUGGUGCACUAUCGAUUUCAUUCAACAUCGAUACCGCUUUAGCGCUAUUUAUUGUUACCUUACCGGUCACUCUAUUCUGUUUGCUUUGCUUCGUAAGCGAUUCGGAGAAACAGGUCAUUUUAUCUUCAUAUUGUUUUAAAUUUUCUUCAUAG